Messenger RNA from Aphanomyces astaci, 840 nucleotides. RefSeq lists its product as hypothetical. NCBI's taxonomy places the organism in Eukaryota, Oomycota, Saprolegniomycetes, Saprolegniales, Verrucalvaceae. The transcript is spliced from 2 exons. The coding region runs from base 1 to 840 and encodes 279 amino acids. Gene Ontology annotation, molecular function: ATP binding; ATP hydrolysis activity; microtubule binding. Gene Ontology annotation, biological process: microtubule-based movement. Gene Ontology annotation, cellular component: kinesin complex; microtubule. The record is from RefSeq and is a predicted model, not a curated record.
AUGCUCACGACGCCCAGCCCAAAGCACGAACCGCGAGUGAAACGAGCCCGCGUCACAGCCUUCCAACACACCAAGACCCCCCUGGAAGUGAGCGCCAGCGGCGUCGCCAAGCAAGUCAAGAAGUCAGUGGACGUCCACGUACGCAUUCGGCCGCUCAUCGACGGCGAAGUCGAGCGCCAAGACGCCACCUUAUCAUUCCAGACGUCGACCACUCGCGGGACAUCCCUGUCGUUCUCGCUCCCGAAAACUGACAACGACGACGUCGAGUUUGUCGAAGUGCUGGGUGGGUUCCAGGUCCCCAAGUCCAAACCGAAGCGGGACAAGCGUUUCUCCCACUUCACCAGCGUCCACCGAGACGUGACCAACCGCUCGUUCUUCGACGCCACGGUCGCUCCUCUGGUGGACGAGGCGCUGGCGGGGCGCACGGGGUGCUGCUUUGCGUAUGGGCACACUGGGUCUGGGAAGACACACACGAUUCUCGGCUACGGGGCCGAGCGCGGCAUGUACCACUUGGCCGCCACGCAGCUGUUUGCCGCCCUCGACCGCGUCAACAUGGACGUCCACGACGACCAAGACCGCGUCAAGAUUCAAGUGCGGUUCAAUGAAGUGUACAACGGAGACGUGUACGAUCUGUUGCACGACGGCGCCAAGUGUUUUGUGCGCGAGGACGGCCACGGCAAGGUGCAGAUCCGCAGCGACACGACGACGGACGCUGUCACAGGUCUGGUCACGACGGCGUUCUCGUCCAGCCACUUGGCCACGUCUGAGACAGAACUCCUGGCGAUCGUGACCAAGGGCACGUUGACCGGUCGCACGCCCUCCUCCAGAUGGAGCUCGUGA